CCUGCUCCUCCCUGUUCGCGCCCUGGCGCCGAGCGCCACAGCAUCGACCGCCGCGCACGUAUAUAAGGUCGGCGUCAGGGUGGCAACGCGAUGGCAACUGCUCCUGCCACUCCCCCUCGUGCAUCCACGAGACGGGGGUCGGUGCAGCCGGGUGCCCUCCCGAAGCUGUCAAAACGACUGGCGGGCGGUCGGCGGGUGAAUCGCGCAACGACGGACUGCGCGACGCACAGGCAAGCUGAAGUGGCGUCCGCGCGCCCAUGGUACAUCUGUUGAGCGCGCGUGAGUCACGAAUGUCAAUCGCAUCCUCGGACCUGGGGGCCCUGCUGGGAGGGCAGAAAAUCCACCCCGAUAAUCACCACCCCGACACCGAAGCCGUUUAUGAACGUCGCUCGUCGGGUCCGGGUGGUUUUUCCUCCCCUGACUGCAGCAGGGCGACCCGGCCAGCGGCGGAGAAAUGGCGGGCGCCGGGCGCGCGGCUCCGCCGAGUGGGGGGUGCCCGCGCCCGAGGGCCGGGGGCGCUGUGCAGCGUCGAGUGCCAGCGCCCCGCGCCCAGUGCGCACUGGCGCCCACCGGGGCGGGCCGGGAGGCUCGAGGCGAAGCCUCUGGCGGAGGGCGCGGGGGUAGGACCCGGACCGAGCAGGAGGGCGAGGAGGAGGUGGCGAAACCCUCAGCACGUGCCCGUCGGCUCUCCCCCAAGGCGCGCGCCUCGCCGCGCGAGGGGCCGGUGCCUCUGAGCAGCGGCCAGCGAGCGGCGAGGUAUUCGGAGCACGGGGGAGAGGGAGGAGGAGGGGGAGACGGAGGAGGAGGAGGAGGAAAAAGAGGAGGCCAGGCGUGGCUCAGCGGAGCGCCAAAGCCAAGGGGACUUCUCGCCCGGCGCCGGCGCCGCGGUGGCCUCUCGGGCAAGCCUCGCUCGCCGCGCCAGCAGGGGCGCGGCCCAAAGGGGGGGGCAAGGCUCAGCGCAGGCGAGGGCGCAGCCGGGGCAGGUGCACGCUCGAGAGGGGGUGAGGAGGAGGAGGAGGAGGAGGGGGCGGAGCAGCAGCAGCAGCAGCAGUAGCAGCCUAGGCGGCGCCAACUGCCUCAGGG
Messenger RNA from Prorocentrum cordatum, 1083 nucleotides. NCBI's taxonomy places the organism in Eukaryota, Dinophyceae, Prorocentrales, Prorocentraceae. The record is from the annotation of a GenBank genome assembly.